AGCCACGGGUUUCACCACCCGCUCGGAUAUCGGCCCUGCGCGCGACGCCAACGACCCCGUGGACGAUCGUCAUGCUCCGCCGGGGAAGAGAACUGUUGGGGAUCAGAUGAAAAAAAAUCAGACGGCCGACGAUGACGACGAAGAUUUGAACGACACCAAUUAUGAUGAGUUCAACGGGUACGCUGGGAGCCUGUUCUCAAGCGGCCCCUACGAAAAAGAUGACGAGGAAGCCGAUGCUAUUUAUGCAGCUUUGGAUAAGAGGAUGGAUGAACGCAGAAAAGAAAGAAGGGAACAACGAGAAAAAGAGGAAAUAGAAAAAUACCGUAUGGAACGACCCAAGAUCCAGCAGCAGUUUUCAGACUUGAAACGGAAGCUGGCGGAGGUCACGGAGGAAGAGUGGCUGAGCAUUCCAGAAGUUGGUGACGCCAGGAACAAACGUCAGAGGAAUCCUCGUUACGAGAAGCUGACUCCUGUACCCGACAGCUUCUUUGCAAAGCACCUGCAGUCGGGAGAGAAUCACACUUCUGUGGACCCCCGCCAAACGCAAUUUGGUGGAUUGAAUACUCCAUAUCCAGGGGGCUUGAAUACGCCGUAUCCAGGAGGAAUGACGCCAGGCUUAAUGACCCCUGGGACAGGGGAAUUGGAUAUGAGGAAGAUUGGCCAAGCCAGGAAUACCUUGAUGGACAUGAGGCUCAGCCAGGUGUCAGACUCCGUGAGUGGCCAGACUGUGGUGGACCCCAAAGGAUAUUUGACAGACUUGAAUUCGAUGAUUCCCACCCAUGGAGGAGAUAUCAAUGAUAUCAAGAAAGCCCGUUUGCUCCUGAAAUCUGUACGUGAGACCAAUCCUCAUCAUCCGCCAGCCUGGAUAGCGUCAGCCCGCCUGGAGGAGGUCACUGGCAAACUCCAAGUGGCUCGAAACCUCAUCAUGAAAGGAACAGAGAUGUGCCCCAAGAGUGAGGAUGUUUGGUUAGAAGCUGCUCGGCUUCAGCCUGGGGAUACAGCCAAGGCUGUUGUGGCCCAAGCUGUCCGUCACCUCCCGCAGUCUGUCCGAAUCUACAUCCGAGCAGCAGAGCUGGAGACAGACAUCCGUGCGAAGAAACGUGUCCUCAGGAAAGCCCUUGAGCACGUUCCAAAUUCGGUGCGCUUGUGGAAGGCAGCCGUGGAGUUAGAAGAACCUGAGGAUGCCAGGAUCAUGCUGAGUCGGGCUGUGGAGUGCUGUCCCACAAGCGUAGAACUGUGGCUUGCGCUGGCAAGGCUGGAGACAUAUGAGAACGCUCGUAAAGUCCUUAACAAAGCCCGAGAGAAUAUCCCGACAGAUCGUCACAUCUGGAUUACUGCUGCCAAACUGGAGGAAGCCAAUGGAAACACCCAGAUGGUGGAGAAAAUCAUUGACAGAGCCAUCACGUCUCUAAGGGCUAACGGCGUGGAAAUCAACCGAGAGCAGUGGAUACAGGAUGCUGAGGAAUGUGACAAAGCUGGAAGCGUGGCCACGUGCCAGGCGAUCAUGCGAGCUGUGAUUGGGAUUGGGAUCGAGGAAGAAGAUCGGAAACACACCUGGAUGGAAGACGCAGACAGCUGCGUUGCUCAUAAUGCUCUGGAGUGUGCUCGGGCGAUUUAUGCUUAUGCCUUGCAAGUUUUCCCAAGCAAGAAGAGCGUGUGGCUGCGAGCGGCGUACUUCGAAAAGAACCACGGGACGAGAGAAUCCUUGGAGGCUCUUUUGCAGAGGGCUGUCGCUCACUGUCCCAAAGCCGAAGUGCUCUGGCUCAUGGGAGCCAAGUCGAAGUGGCUGGCGGGAGACGUGCCAGCAGCCAGAAGCAUUUUGGCCCUGGCUUUCCAGGCCAACCCCAACAGCGAGGAGAUCUGGCUGGCUGCCGUGAAGCUCGAGUCGGAAAACAAUGAAUACGAAAGAGCGAGGAGGCUGCUGGCCAAAGCUCGCAGCAGUGCCCCCACUGCAAGGGUCUUCAUGAAAUCCGUGAAGUUGGAGUGGGUGCUCGGGAACAUUGCCGCAGCCCAGGAGCUUUGUGAGGAAGCCCUGAAGCACUACGAGGACUUCCCCAAGCUGUGGAUGAUGAAGGGACAAAUUGAGGAACAAAAGGAGCUGGUAGACAAGGCGCGGGAGGCUUAUAACCAAGGGUUGAAAAAGUGCCCCCAUUCCAUACCACUGUGGCUGUUGCUGUCCAGGCUGGAGGAGAAAGUUGGGCAGUUGACCAGAGCAAGAGCCAUCUUGGAAAAGUCUCGCCUGAAGAAUCCAAAGAAUCCAGAUCUCUGGUUGGAGUCUGUGCGUUUAGAGUACAGAGCUGGGCUGAAGAAUAUUGCAAAUACUCUGAUGGCCAAGGCGUUGCAAGAAUGCCCCAAUUCAGGAAUCCUGUGGUCAGAGGCAAUUUUCCUUGAAGCGCGACCGCAACGGAAGACCAAGAGCGUGGAUGCCCUCAAGAAGUGUGAACACGACCCACAUGUCCUGUUGGCCGUGGCCAAACUGUUCUGGAGCGAGCGGAAAAUAACCAAGGCCAGAGAAUGGUUCCACCGGACAGUGAAGAUAGACUCUGACCUGGGGGAUGCCUGGGCUUUCUUUUACAAAUUUGAGCUCCAGCAUGGCACAGAGGAACAACAAGAAGAGGUGAGGAAGCGCUGUGAGAAUGCUGAACCUCGCCACGGAGAGCUCUGGUGUGAUGUCUCCAAGGACAUAGAGAAUUGGCAGAAAAAGAUCGGAGAGAUUCUCGUCCUCGUGGCGGCCAAACUUAAAAAUACCUUCUAGAGCGUCGCUGGCUUCAGCCGCCUCAGUCAUCUCUGUAGGACUUUGGCUUUCCUGCUUGCAGUGCAUUCGCCUUUACGGUAGCACAGAUUUC
This is a messenger RNA of Apaloderma vittatum (bar-tailed trogon), 2846 nucleotides long. It is a transcript of the gene PRPF6, whose product is annotated as pre-mRNA processing factor 6. Gene Ontology annotation, molecular function: protein binding. Gene Ontology annotation, cellular component: catalytic step 2 spliceosome; U4/U6 x U5 tri-snRNP complex. The transcript is spliced from 20 exons. The record is from RefSeq and is a predicted model, not a curated record. Lineage: Eukaryota; Metazoa; Chordata; Aves; Trogoniformes; Trogonidae. Gene Ontology annotation, biological process: spliceosomal tri-snRNP complex assembly; mRNA splicing, via spliceosome. The annotation marks the transcript as partial.